UUUUGUUCUGUGUCGGCUGUGCAUCUUGACUGGUAGAUGCGUCCUUCGUCGGCGAGAAAGAGCUGGCUUUCACCUCCUCGUCACCACAAUUCUGUCUAGCCAAUCAGACUGAUGACACCACGACCGACUUUCUAGAUUAGCUCGCUGAAGAGAACUCCAGCCUUCGUUACCAUCAUUUCUGCUGUUGGAAAGCUACUAUCGCCUGGGAACCUAGCAUUGUGAAGCAGCCAUGAAUCGGUGCCGUCGUGAUCUGGAUUCUCUCCUAUCGAACAGCUCGAGCGAGAGCGCCCCUGACGUUGCGGAAGUGACAAUGCAUGCAGCUUUACAGACUCCAGAAUUCCGGGAGUCAACGAGAACGAGCAUUGCUCCUGGCAGCAGCCUGUCGCCGACAUCAAUCGGCCGUUCUGUCGACAGCAGGGGACGUAGCAGGAGGACGCUCCGAUAUUCCCCGUACGUCCUGAAGAGGAGCAGCUACAAUGCGGAGACAUUGCAGGAGAAUGGAGAAGUCCCGCUUCCGUCGCUUGCAGCUGUCACGGCAGACGAGCCAGUUUUGAGACCUGAAGAGCCUGCGUCGAGCGUCAGCGAUUCCAAUGAUGUGACAACGUUGGGAAAGCUUCAUCCCGAAUCAUCAGACUCUUUCCCUGGGCUUCAGAUGGAUUCAGAAUGCAUGGAGGAGCCUGAUCUUGGCGCUCAAAGUCCAAGUAAUGUGCUUUCUCCUCUGGUGAAGCACGCCGUCACAUCAUGUGAUUUCCCAGCUACUCCGCUGUUGUCGCGGAAGCGGAAUCAACCGUCGGCGGAAUCGAUCUCUGCAUGCGUCACUCCCGUCGCCCAGCGUCGGUCAGCGGACGCCUCUGUUUCGCUUCGCUGCCCCGGAGCUCCCCGCAAGGCGUCGCACGCCAGCGACAGCCGUCACGUGAUGACGAGCCGAUUGAUUCUUGCGUCGCAGCGAAUGCAGCAAAUGCUCUUAACCGUCCCGGUCUGACGGAUCCACACAUUGCGGUUUUGACGAUGUCACGCGCUGAUCUACUGAUAUUUACGUGGUUUGACUCAUGGAGAGCUGUCGCGGACAGUGCUGAUAGUAAGCCUUGGGAUGCGACUAACCGACAUGGGGUGUUCAGGAUGACUUCUCUCGCCUGGCCGCCGGUUUCCAUGCCAUGGCCGACUGAACUCUGAUGUGACAUUCUGAUCUGUGACUGCUGAUCUCCUGACCACAAGCUGGCUCCACUUGUUCCUCCUCUCCUGCUCCUGCCUCUUCGGUUAGGUUUCUUUUUGUAGUUAAUCCCCUCAUUCUAGAAGUUUCCGUAGAUGAGGUCAUCUUCCUAUGUACAGAUUAUCAGAACUGAAU
Closterium sp. NIES-67 is the source of this 1345-nucleotide messenger RNA. The record is from the annotation of a GenBank genome assembly. Lineage: Eukaryota; Viridiplantae; Streptophyta; Zygnematophyceae; Desmidiales; Closteriaceae.